AUGAUGAGUUCAUCAAUUUCCUUCCCGGUUUCCAUCAUUCUUCUUUUCCAUUUGAUCAUUUCUGUGUCAGCUGCCUAUCCUGGCAACAGUUACAAGCAUGAAGAAGUAACCUUAGAAGCUGAGAAAUACUCCGGUGGUGAAGAUGAUAUGCCGACAUUGCCGGAUAUUCAUUUGCCAUUGAACAAUUACUUAUCACGGUAUUACUAUAGUAACACGUGCCCAGAUGUCGAGAAAAUCAUAUAUACAAAGGUUAAAGAAUGGUAUGAUAAGGAUAACUCCAUUGCUCCUAGUCUCCUCAGGUUGCACUUCCAUGACUGUGCCGUAAGGGGUUGUGAUGCAUCAAUUCUUCUAAACCACGAGGGAAGUGAAAGGAUGGCAAAUGCAAGUAAAACAUUGGGAGGAUUUGAAGUGAUUGAUGAUAUCAAGAAGGAGAUUGAGAAGGAGUGCCCAAGAACUGUGUCUUGUGCCGACAUUCUCACAGCCGCCACAAGGGAUGCCACUCGGAUGGUUAAUGGUGGCACAUACUGGACAGUUGAAUAUGGAAGGAAAGACGGUAUGUAUUCUUACGCCAAGGAAGCUGAUGAGUUAGUCCCUACAGGUUACGAAAGCAUCACUACACUUCUUCAGCUUUUCCAAUCCAUGGGAUUAGACGUCUCUGAUUUAGUCAUCCUCUCAGGAGCACAUACAAUUGGAAGAUCAUCAUGCGGUGCGAUUCAAGACCGGAUCUACAACUUCAACGGAUAUGGAAAACCGGAUGAAUCGAUUGACAAAAAAUACUUGAACUAUUUGCAGAGAAAAUGCAGAUGGUCUUCAGAAUAUGUGGCUUUAGAUGCAACAACUCCCAACACUUUUGAUACCGAUUACUACCAAUAUCUUGAGAAAAAUAUGGGAUUACUGUCCACAGAUCAACUUCUGUAUUCUGACUCCAGAACCAAACCUAUAGCCAGUGCACUGGCUAACGGUAUAACAUCCGAUAUCUACACUCAAUUAUUUGGAGCUUCAAUAACAAAGCUUGGGAAAGUUGGAGUUCUAACAGGCAACGAUGAGGGCGAAAUUCGAACCAAUUGCAGCAUUGCUAAUUCUCACAAGUAUUAG
This is a messenger RNA of Mangifera indica (mango), 1095 nucleotides long. Its product is annotated as peroxidase 7-like. The transcript is spliced from 3 exons. Lineage: Eukaryota; Viridiplantae; Streptophyta; Magnoliopsida; Sapindales; Anacardiaceae. Gene Ontology annotation, molecular function: heme binding; peroxidase activity. Bases 1 to 1095 code for a protein of 364 amino acids. Gene Ontology annotation, biological process: hydrogen peroxide catabolic process; response to oxidative stress. The record is from RefSeq and is a predicted model, not a curated record. Gene Ontology annotation, cellular component: plant-type cell wall; plasmodesma.